Molecule: messenger RNA, 1566 nt
Organism: Polyodon spathula (Mississippi paddlefish)
Lineage: Eukaryota; Metazoa; Chordata; Actinopteri; Acipenseriformes; Polyodontidae
Product: ER lumen protein-retaining receptor 1
Exons: 5
Coding region: 283-921 (212 amino acids)
Biological process (GO): endoplasmic reticulum to Golgi vesicle-mediated transport; protein retention in ER lumen
Cellular component (GO): endoplasmic reticulum; cis-Golgi network; membrane
Molecular function (GO): ER lumen protein retrieval receptor activity
Source: RefSeq, a predicted model, not a curated record
CCAGCAUCCCCCGUGCAGGCUAGAGCGGGCCCGACUUCCUAGUCAGAAACGAACGUGUCUGUAUGUUUAUGUGUGUGUUUAAUGAAGAAAGUGCGACAAAGACAAGAGAAAGAAAGCAAGAAAUAAAACACUGACCGGAGGACGGACGAAAUAUUACAGAACGAUCAUUUAUAAGAACAUUAAUUUCUCGAUUUUCGAAUGUGUGUGUGAGAGAGAGAGGCAGGAAGACGCUGUAUUGUAUAUUAAUACACAGUUUAAACACGGCGUUAUUAAAGUCGAAAUAUGAAUAUUUUUCGAUUUCUUGGCGAUCUUGCGCACUUGAUAGCAAUUAUCAUUCUGCUUCUGAAAAUCUGGAAAACACGAUCAUGUGCUGGUAUCUCAGGGCGCAGUCAGAUUCUCUUUGCGAUCGUUUUCACCGCGAGAUACCUUGACCUUUUCACAAACUACAUCUCCCUGUACAACUCCUGCAUGAAGGUGGUGUAUAUUGUGUGCUCCUACGCGACUGUGUUCCUGAUCUAUGGGAAGUUCAAGGCUUCGUACGACGGGAAUCAUGACACGUUCCGGAUCGAGUUCCUGAUCGCUCCGAGCGCGCUGCUGGCGUUCCUGGUCAACCAUGACUUCACCCCCCUCGAGAUCCUGUGGACGUUCUCGAUCUAUCUGGAGUCUGUGGCGAUCCUGCCGCAGCUGUUCCUGGUCAGUAAGACUGGGGAGGCCGAGUCUAUCACCAGUCACUACCUGUUUGCUCUCGGCUCGUACCGGCUGCUCUACCUGCUCAACUGGAUGUGGCGCUUCUUCAGCCAGGGGUUCUACGACCUGAUCGCGCUCCUCUCUGGGGUCCUGCAGACUGUGCUGUACUGUGACUUCUUCUACCUCUACGUCUCCAAGGUUUUAAAAGGGAAAAAGUUGACUUUACCAGCCUAGGACCUCCAGUAUCUCUGCAUACAUCUGGAAAUGAGCUGGAGAGGAGAACCUCUGGGAAAUGUGGUCUUGUAUUUGUAAUAUAAAAUGUUUGUGCCCCUUAAGAACUACAACUCCCAGAAUGCAUCACUUCUCAAUGUUAUUACAAGAUAAACUCCACUCCAAUCUAUUUGCUUACUAGAGGUAAUAUAAAAUAGAGAAAUGUUUGUGUUUGUUUGUAAUAGAAAUUCAGUUACAUUUUAUUAGGGCAAGAAUUACUGUAGUUUUUUUGGGGGGUAUUUAAAUAGAUGGUACACAUUACACUUCUGAAGGCAUUGAGCUGAAAUGCUUGUCUUCUACUUGACUUUCUUAGACUUUUUUCCUGGCCCCUUUACCUUUUGUCUGAUGUUUGCAAUCGUUCCAAGUGCUUCUUAUUAUUAUCGUCACUCAAAAAAACAAAAAACAAAUGGCUAAGUCUGUGUUGCUUUGAGUCCGAGCUCAGCAGCUGCCUUCAGUUCUAGAUACUGGCCAUGGACAUGUGUAACGUACGCUAGAUCAGGGCUUCCCAAACCUUCCCCGAGACCCACCUGUACAGCUGCAUUAGGCACUGUGGCCAACUAUUGGCACCUUUUUUUGUUUUAGUCGUUGCCAGUUGUUAUUUGUUAUUAU